AUGGCGUCGAUUGGUGGCGGUUUUGAGGGCAGUCUCGCGGACAUACUUGCUGAGUUUGGCGAGCUCGACGCAACCGUUCCAGAUGUCAGCACGAACCUCGGCCCAGAUAUCCCUGCAGCAGGCAUUCCAGCAGUUGGUUUCAUCGCAGAUGAUAUUCCAGCAGCAGAUAUUCCAGCAGCAGACAUUCCAGCAGAUGAUAUUCCAGCAGCAGACAUUCCACCAGGUGCAGGAUCAUUGGGUGUGUUGCAGGGCUUCGAGUUGAUGCCUGUGGACCCUGCGCCCGAGAGAGCCGUGCAGCACUUACGCCCUCGGUCCUGGGAGACUGCAAUGAAUGCGCGGCUCGUGCGAUUCCAGAAGCGAGCACGCGUAGCAGAGCAGAGGGCCAUCGACGCGAAGAAGCAGACAGAUGCCAUGGUACGCAGCAUCGUUUCCACAGUUCCUGCAGCAAAGCUAGUUCUCGGUACACCGUCAGGCUCGACAGCGUUAGGGAGGAAACGCAACCUCGAAUCGAACGAUUUCAUCAUGGCAGUUCGCGCUUGCUUCUUGCCAACCAAGGGCACGCACGUGGGAGUGAAUCAGAAAAGACUUGUCACAGUUGCUUCGGAACUGAUUUUGGAUCGGCAGAAGAACGGAGUCGACUACGCAUUCCAUUGCAGUGCACAUCACAUCUCGGACACCAGGAAAUAUAUCCACGUUCAGUGCGGGCAUGCUUGGGACGAGGUGGAGGUGAAAUUAUCAUGGAAACCGAGCGAGAGAUACCGCACGCUGAGAAAAGCAAUGUCGAUACCAACGCUCGUUCAAAGAGCCAACCUCAGCUUCAUGAUGGUGAAUCUCGAGCUCAGGACGGGCAGCAUCCACAAUCCGUACAUCCUUUCCAAGGCUGCGGAGCUCGAGGGAAGCAGAGCUCACGACAUGAUGGGCGGCCUGCGUCGUGGAGGGCCUUUCGAUAUCUUUGGGGAGGACAUCGAUGCGGUUGUGCAGUCAGUGUCAUCGUUGACCUACGCCCCGAUGUGCGAUCGUGCUUCGCAGAACUUGAUCGUGCUGCGCGCGUGGGGUCACCACAUCCAGUAUCAGGUCAAGCCGCGGUUGGGCGCUCUUCACGGCGCCAAGCUUCUUUACAUGCCAGAGACGUGCCAGAUACACGCUCAUCACAGAGGGAAGCUGAAGCUGAUAGGAUGCAGGAAACACACCACGAGACACUUCAGCAUCGUUGCCAUGAUCAGGUACCGCCAGAACUUGUCGAAGAUAAUCAAUGGUAUCGAGCAGAUCGUUUCAGAACGUGCUGAACGGAUCGUCGGCCCGCCACCCGACCACGCACAUUCACAUACGCUUCAUUUGUUGUGCGAGAUGCUCUUUAGUUUCGAGUCGGACUACCACAAGCGCGGGAAGAACGGCCAGUCCGAGUCACAACUGCUCACAGAUCUCCGAGAUUUGUGCAAGAUCAUGAACGGCACCAUCGGCGAUCAGAAGAUUACCCACUACUGCCACGACCCUGCGACGGGCAAGCCGUGCUGCCGCUCAAGGCAGGAGACAGUAGACAAGAUGUGCGUGGCCGCGGUCCACGCGCUCUACGGCACCGCCGACGCGAGGCCGGCAGAAUCGCGGUGGACGAACCUGUUGAUGUGCAUGAAGCGGACCCUUCUGCGACGGCUGACCUACAGGCUUGGGAUUGAUUCGUUCACUGGGGCUUGGAGCACGGACGACGGCCCUUGUCCGAUGCCAACGGCUUCCAUGGAUGAGGGCACCGAGGAUUAUUGGAAGACGGUGUUCCGCAUCAGGGCCCGCAAAGUCCGAGAGUAUUACAGCGAGGAGAGGACCUUUUUCGAGCUGGCCGUGUUCUCCAGCAUCAUCGAGACAGCGGACGAGUAUCUCCUAUACCCCUUGCUGGGGAAUACAAUUCCGAAGGGCGGGUGCAAGUCUAAGCUGGACCACCUGCUCGACCACGAUUCCUACAUCGGCAUGUUCUCCGAACGGAUGCUUCACUUGCUGGAUUCUUGGAACAACGGUGACCAGAUGCGACAACCGUGGGCAAUUCUGGACAUGCUUCAGGCUCCGAUUCAGGAUCAGGAGUUCUCAAGGUCCACCGAGGACGAGAAGCGCCGCGCAGCCCAAGCAGCUCUCCAAAAGACAGACCAGAAGGGCGCGUAUACGAAGGGCUUGGUGGAGCUGUUCCCGACCGAGGACGACCUGAUGUCUACAAAGUGCAUGUCUACAUUAUACAAUGAUUUCAGGUGCUUGUACAACGACGGAGGCAAGGAGAAUGUGAGUUGCAUGCCGUUGGUGAACGAUUCCCCGACCAUCCCGCAGAAGCUCCAUAUACUUCCGUUGCAAGGGCCUGGAGAUCUUCCAGCCUUGGCAGAUGCUGUUCGUGAGAACGAUGGCGCCAUCGUCGAAGGAGCGUCGGAGCAGCCGACCGAGGAGAGGUCAUUCGAGAAUGAGAUCAGCAUCACCAGGCAGAACCCUGCUCAUUGGACGCCGCCAUCGGACGUGGACCCCAAGAACAGAGACCCUGGCGCUGGUUCACGCGCUCCUGGAUUGAACCCAUACCUUCUUGCGAGAAAUCAGUAUAUGAACGACGCCAAGGCAUCGAAGGGGAGAACGUUGACGGAGGAGGAGCUGAGCACGUUGUCGACUAGGUUUCGGCAGAUGUGGGUCCAGGAUAUAGAUCGGGACGUCUUCAAGGAGGCGCACAGCAUGUGGAAGGCGCGGCCGAAGAAGCAGACUGACGAGACCCCGACCACCUACAAGACCACUUGGGGCGGCGGAUGCAGCUCUACUCCCAUCACGCCAGACGAGAUGCUCGCGUGGGUCUCCAAGAACGGGUGGCCUAAGGACUCGCAGGUGUACGACGAGAGCGGCAAGGAGAGGAGCGUUGCGAGCGACAACUCAGUGGACUUCGCGCUGUCUGCAGAGUACGACUUGUGGGGCACUGGACGGAGCGCCAGAAACGUUGACAGAUCAACGAGCAGACAACCAGCAGCCUUCGAGAUCGUAGAGAAGGGCAUGCACAAGUUCAUUGACCACAUCGGCCGUGCGAAGGCGGACGAGUCCGAUACGAUGAUUGUGGUUGCUGGUCGCAGCCCCACUGGAGGCACUGCGAGGACGGUCUGCAUCAUCAGCGAUGUGACCUACAACCCGAAGAUCUUCGACGUAACGAUGAACGCGUUCGAGAAGGAGCAGAACAGCACCAGCGAGGACAUUGAGCUACCAUGCUGCGUGUACAUCGCAGAUCGCCAGAGCAAGCUGAACGGCGUCGAGGCCCAGGUGAUCGAUACGAAAACUUCCGACGAGUGGAUCUACCUCUUGGCGGACAUGAUGGAUACCAUGGAGCUCUACGAGGCGCACUACCAGGUGGACCACGCCGACGGGACACUGAGGCGCUCGAGGAUUACAGGUCUACAGUACUUGGGGAAGCUGUGGGAGACUGGAAUGAAGAGGCCGCUGCAGUUCAACGCGGAGCCCUCGAGCACGACUGCCAAGCACGAGAAGAUCGCGCAGGCCAUGGGCGAGGCCGUGGACGUGGAGGCCGCGCGGGAGGUGCCGCAGGAGCCAGUCAUGAUGAGGGUCCUCUUCCACUUGCAGAUCGUCAAGAGCCUGAGCUUCAAGGUGAUGAUGGUCCACGCGAGGAUGGCGAUUCAGGAGGCGUUCGACGUCGCUGAUGACGUUUGCAAUGAGUCUAUCACGUCAGCCGAGGAGCUCGACCAUGCGUAUGAUGAUGAUAUUCCUGCUCAGCUGGUCGAUCCAUUCCCGCCGCCACUGGAACCAGAACCUGGUGUAGAGCCAGUCGUGGAUCCUCCCACGUGCGACGACCACACGUUGUCAAUUAUUACAGGUGGCGUUGCAAAGGUUUUGGACGGCACCGAGGACCUAUCGGGGCCUUCUGAUCCAGCUAAUGGCGUUGGCGUUCCUGGUCAUGAGGAGCCUCCACCUCCACCUCCGCCAAGUCAUCAGCCAUGGCUUCUGCUGGGAGAACCGUCAGCAUCAGGCUACAUACACAUGGCAGGGAGGCACAUCAUGCGCAUUCAGCGGGGGAAGCCUGCGAAGUCGGUGACAGUGAACUGCUACCGUCGCAGGUCAUGCCAUCUCUGUCUGACGGAGUGGGCGUGUCCAUCCGACAUGGCGUUGAAGGAGUGGCUGUUCUCCGUCGAGGCUACGCCGACGGGCGCGGACGCUGCCGCCAACAAGAAGCUGGCGAGCGAGCACAUGAACAUCGCGAAGGACCAGUGGGGUGUGAAGAAGAGGAAGCGUUGA
Molecule: messenger RNA, 4251 nt
Organism: Prorocentrum cordatum
Lineage: Eukaryota; Dinophyceae; Prorocentrales; Prorocentraceae
Source: the annotation of a GenBank genome assembly